Molecule: messenger RNA, 3426 nt
Organism: Fusarium vanettenii 77-13-4
Lineage: Eukaryota; Fungi; Ascomycota; Sordariomycetes; Hypocreales; Nectriaceae
Exons: 2
Molecular function (GO): protein binding
Source: RefSeq, a predicted model, not a curated record
AUGGACGCGCCGACCGUCGACGCUGACGUUCGUCGCUCCAGCAUCGAAAAGAUGCCUCUCCCCCCUCCUCCGCCUUUUGAUAGCUUGCCGGAUGAGAUUAUUGAACAGAUCCUACGACUCGCCGACCCUAGCAGCUUCGCGUCUCUGGUUCUCCUUAACCGUAAAUGGAGAGCCGUCUCCCAACGAGCACAUCUCUAUCUUUUGCAGCUGUCACAAUGUCCUUCGUAUUCCGCAAGCCACUCGACUUUCCCGUCCUCGGACGACGAUAACCUCCCUCAACUGCGCCGACUCUUCGCCCAAGAAGUCAAGCGGAAUCUCUUUCAGGCUUUCCUGCGCCCAAACAUCACCACCGUGAAACUCAUUUCAACAUCUAUCAGCUCUUCGUCAUGUCCUGGAGGUGAGGGUAUGCAGUAUAGUGCCUCCCCAAAGGGCCAUCACAUUCUAGCGUACAAUUCCGGUAGGAUUUAUGUGUUGGAUGUACGAGGCUCGAGUCUUGAAAUCAAGCGGGAACUCAAGAUUCUCCGCCGCCCUGUCUCGGCCUGCAUCAACGACAAAGGUACACUCCUCGCGGUGCUAUCCACCGAGAUGCAGGUUGAUCUCUACGACAUGGAAAAGACCCCACCGCGUCGAACACAGUCUAUGAUUCUUGACAACACUCCUCGAGCCAUUGCUCUCUCACCCUGUGGAUCUGUCGUCGCCGCAGCUUAUGAAGGCGGGAUUGAAGUGUCCUCUCUACGGGCUGAUGCUCUUGCAACUGAUCGACGAGCUGUUAAGUGCGACGCCGUCGAUGCUCUGACAUUCUCCUAUGAUGGCACUCAAAUCCUUGGAACUACUAUUCAUUCCUCUCCGCCAAGCACCGUCAUUAUCACGGCGCCAUAUUACGACCCAGGUCCUCACAUGUCCGAAGACAACUUGAGCCCACUCUGGACUACGUCGAUUUUGUUUCCCAACACCAGCAGAGACUGCAGCCAUGCAGUUCUGCUCCAGGAUGGUAACGAGGAAGAGGCAAGCUGGACGUUUACGUAUGACCGAAGUUUUGAGACAUUCCGAGCUGUUCGAAUCGAUGACCUGAGGAACGGCACAACCUACUUCACGGGACCAGUACCAAGUACAUCGUCACAGGCUAAGCUCCUCCCUUCUACCCUUCCUUCUGCGACAUAUCGGGGCGAACUGGUGUCGGCUGGGUUUCAAGGGAAGGACGUAUGGAUCUAUGGUGUCCCUGAAGACUUGGAUGCCGUUCCAGACAGCGCAUCAUCAUCGAAUGACGGAUCAUCGCCAUCCAACCUCGGCAGACAAAACAGCAGCAACUCACGACGACCUUCAACGCGAGCACAGGAAACCGAGGGCGGUAGAGUACCUCAGUGGCAGCUUCUCUGCGACAAGCUUAGGAACACGUUCGUUUCGGGCGCUAAGGUAGCUGAGUUGCCUGAAGUGAAGAUGGUGAAAUGGGUUUCAGGGUUUGGCAGCUCGUCAUCACAGGAACGCUUGGUCGUGACAGCUCGAGGAGUUGGCGCACCGAGGUUGGUUACCGAGGAGGAAGAUAUGGACUUUGUCGAUGGCGGCAGAGUUACUCUCAUCGACUUUGAUUAUGGCAUCCGUGACGGAACCAAGAACGAGAUCACCAUCGAAGUUGGCACCGACCACCCCGAAGUCUUGGAGGAGGAGCAACGUGACCUUGCAACAGAGGUGGCCAUUGUCCGACGAAGAACUGUGGCUCAAAGACGAGGAGGCCGUGGCGGGGGCUCUAAUCUACUCCGAUCUGCUACAUCUGCCGCACGAACUCACGCAGUUCCUCCUCUACCAAGACCUGAGCGCACAAACAGUCGCGACAAUCAAGAUGAUGACGACCCCUUGAUCCCCCGGAGGAUUGGUCAACGUCCCAACCAAAACCCAGCCAUUCGAACGACUGAACCUGACAACGAUGACGAUGACGGAGAUGGUCUAUCGAUCGAUGAGAUGGAGGCACUGGACGCCCCCUAUGCACAUGCAAGCCCUCGCUCUCAAACCACUCUGCGUCGUGCAGCGACGGCUGCUGCUGUGGACCGAACUCUUCAUCCUCGGACUGCAGACGGUCGCCCCAUUGAGUAUCGCCGUGCAGACGGUCGACGAGAGCAUCCGCAUGAGAGUGAUGCUGACAACUGGGUUCCUCCUCCACCCCCAUACCAAAAGGAGGACCCAGGAGACUUGCCAGCUUUUCUGCGUGGGCCCUCAGUUGCUCCUCUACCUGCCCCUAUCCCUCCUAUCCCCCCUAUGCCAAACUUGCAUGCGGCUGGGAUGCAUUCUUUCGGACAGAACAACGGAGGUGUGGGCUCUCUUGAUUCCAAGGACGGACACCAUCACCCUGCUGCUUCGCCUCAACGACCGCCAUUUCAGAGAACAGCGAGUGACUCGACUACUAUGAGUAGACCGCGAGUCGAUUCUACGUAUCGGCCAAGAUCGAGCCCCUCGGCCCAACAGGAGAUGGAGGACGAUCUCUAUGAUGCUACUCCACCUGGUUCGCCUCGACAAGCUGCCCGCCAACCAGAGACGGCAACCUCUGAGCCCGACUCGCGAAUCCCUUCCGUGUCUUCGAUUGCCCCAUCCGUGGAUUUCAGAGCCGUGACAGCUCCCGCCGAUCCUGCUGUGGGUUUGCCACCCCCCUCCCAACCUCAGGCUCCGGUCCCAAGAGUGAAUGUGGAUGUUUCGCCAGCGACCGAACAUACGACCCAGCCAGGUCAGGGUACGGCGUCUAGAGUGAGGCGGUUGUCAAACGCUCAAACUUGGCCUGGUGGUCCCGGGCCCGAGGCCGGCCGACCCGCUGACCAAGUUGAUGGAUUCCCUUUCCCAGGGUCCAGACCUCAGCCCACGGAAGACUCUCUUUCGGCAUUGCCACCUCUGCCCAGCUCUAGCCAGCUUGCAAGCCUAAAUCACAGGGUCAGCCAAGGCAACCCAAGACGUCUUUCAGGAGGCCACCAUGUGCAACGGAGGCCUGUGGGAAGCCUGGAUGGUGAUUACCUGUCACAUUCGUUUCCCAGUUCGCUAUCAGUAGGACCUUCCAGCCUUACACAGCCCGAAUUCGAUCAACCACUCAUUAUCAGCACCCCCAGAGGUGUGACUGGUGCCUUUGACCCACCAACCCGUCAGACGUCUGGCCGCCGAAGCGAGACCCCUUUGCUUGCACCGGUUCCUCGUCACCCUCGACCCGUUCCCGGGUCCGGUCAACGGCCGACGGUGGAGCGUCUAGAGACGAUAUAUAGUAUCGCCUCGUCGCAGGGAGGUAACCAUGUACCCACAGGACUUCCUGCCCAUCAGCCUGCACCUGCUUGGCUGAAUGCUCCCCCUGUGCCCGUCACAAGGACAUCCCCAACAGUGAACCGCCGACCCAGCCGUGCUGAGCGCAGCGCCGCUAAGAACAUUAAGGAUGCCAAGAAGCGCGGCUGGACUGGC